Lichtheimia ornata is the source of this 303-nucleotide messenger RNA. RefSeq lists its product as uncharacterized. The record is from RefSeq and is a predicted model, not a curated record. The coding region runs from base 1 to 303 and encodes 100 amino acids. Lineage: Eukaryota; Fungi; Mucoromycota; Mucoromycetes; Mucorales; Lichtheimiaceae. The transcript has 3 exons.
AUGUAUGGUUAUUUGCAAGCAACAAUGGAAUGGUAUUGGGAACACCUCAAGGCUAUCUUUCGGCGAUAUUACUAUUAUCACGGCUGCACGUCAAGGGACGGAGUGUACUGUCUUAAGGGGGAAGGCCAUGUUGUGGUACGCGGAUAUUACGUUGGGCUCACGGUGCGACUUCGGUUUAAAAAUGCACCCUCUGACCUUUCGUGGAGAACAAAGUAUAUGCUUCCCAUCAUUGCACUGCUAUACUUUACUCGACUUGAAGACGAUGGGUUGUCUUCUUGGCAACAUGGCUGGAUCCACGGCUAG